AUGGAGGUCGCCAUUCCAGAGCUGUCGAAUGGUGUGUCCACGCCAGACGUGGCAGCUUUGGUAGAUCCCGAGGCGGUCGUUCAGUACCUGACCGAAGUACUUCAGGUGACACUGGGUGCUUUAAAAUCCGAUUUGGAGAGUGCUGGGAGCUUGCUAUCAGACACAAGGUACCACGAGACCGCGCAAAGAUGUUUGCGCUUCGCUUCCGAGCCACAAGUUGCGCUCUAUGUCCAGAAGGAUAUUUUCGCCAGCGACGAGACAAGCGAGGAUGCUGAAGGUGCCGGUGAGUCCCACCUGCUGUGUUUCGGAUUUGAGAUAUAUAUAUCUGACGGUACAUCCCAAACAGAGCCUAAGGUACAAUAUGUCUAUAUUCUCUCCAACGAGAUGUCCUCCGCCUCCACUACUGUCGCAUCAGUAGCCUUCAUCAAACGUCCCGCCCCAAUCGAUCCCGCCCUUCCGAUAGCUUCGCAGAUCCAAGUCAUGAAUCUGCCUGGUGUUUCUGCUCUUCACAAUCCGCAGGCGCAACAGGGGACGUCUAUGUCGCCCUACCAAAUCCUGCACCUGCUGCUCCAUCACGGUCUUAGCCCUUACUUCGAAGCCUAUACUCGCAACCAGGAGACAGCUCCUGGUGGCAAGCAAAGGAGUGAUGUGGAGGUCAAGACGGGCAUUCCGGGGACAAAGAAGAAAUUUGCUGAAUUGGAGCUGGGUUUGAUGCAUCUGCAGCAGAAUGUGGAGAUUCCGGUGUUGAGCCUGCCACUUCAUGAGGUCGUGCAGGCUGCAUUGAAGGAGGCCGAGGCAAAAGGCAUCAAGGCCACUGUGGAAUUGAUUCCCUCCUCUGUCUUGGACAACAGUGGCUUCACAAACAGCGUUCAAAACACUGUCAAUGGCUGGAUUCGAUCCAUCCAGACGAUCACAAAGAUGAGCAGAGAACCAGAUGGUGAAUCAGCAUCCUUGGAGAUAAACUUCUGGUUAGCUCUCGAAACUGCUCUGGAGGGUAUUGAGGUCCAGCUGGCAAGCGACGGGGUACGAUUGACCAUGGACAUUCUGCGCCACGCGAAGCGGUAUCAACCGACCCUCAGUUUCGUGGCGGACACUGGGCUGAAAGACGCCACGGAGUUGGUCCAGAAGUACAAUCAACUAAUGCGAGAUUUCCCACUGGAUGAGCUUUUGUCUGCCACUUCCCUACAGAAAGUGCAAGAGUCUCUUGGCUUGAUAUUCAAUCAUCUCAACAAAAAGCUGAAGAUUUGUCCGUAUCCCAUCAAGCGCGCUCUUUCCCUUGUUGAAGCUAUUUCUGGUGAUCUGAACAAAAAGAUUCACGAGCUUAUCAAGGGUACCGAAAUUCUGCAUUUGGAUUACCGAGAAUUCCGUUCUUUGAUGAAGACGACCCAAGCUAUCUGGCGCAGCUGGGAUGAGAACCUCAAGGAAUUCACAAAUGUCGCCCGUGAUUCAACCAGACGUCGCAACGAGAAAUUUAUUCCAAUCAAGAUCAACAAUCGGCAUGAGAGGACUCGUGAGCGGUUAAAGUAUAUCGAUACUUUCCGAGUCAAUCAUGAGCAGCUUCAGAAGACCAUCAUUAAUGUCCUUGGAUCAAAAGACUCUUCAUACACAGAGGCCGGCGCUGGCGUCGACUCCGAAGAGCCCGUAAUUGUGGAGGAAAUUGGUGAUGUCGAUGCGGUCGAAGAAGUAUCUCACGCCUACGCUGCUCUCAAGCAUGUUGACGUAAUGGAUGUCUCUCGAGAAGGGUCUCGAACCUGGGAGCAGGCUGAGAUUGCCUACAGUGAACGUACUUCUCGCGUUGAAAACUCCAUUAUUGCUCGUCUUCGUGAUCGACUUGCAACAGCCAAGAAUGCCAACGAGAUGUUCCGUGUCUUCUCCAAAUUUAAUGCCCUUCUCGUGCGGCCAAAGAUUCGAGGUGCUAUCGGUGAGUACCAGACACAGCUCAUUGACAAUGUCAAGCGGGACAUUUCAGCCCUUCAUGAGCGAUUCAAGCAGCAAUAUGGCCAUUCUGAAGCCCACGCCAUGGCCCAGCUUCGGGAUCUCCCCCCAAUUGCCGGCGCCAUCAUUUGGGCUCGACAGAUUGAGAAGCAGCUGGAUGGCUAUAUGCGGAAGGUAGAGAACGUUCUGGGAGAUGACUGGCACUUGCACACUGAAGGCCAGAAGCUCCAAGCUGAAAGCAACCUGUUCCGCAAGAAACUUGAUACUCGGCCUGUCUUUGAAUCCUGGCUUUAUGAUGUUCAACGACGGAAUAUCAGCAUUUCUGGCCGGCUUUUUAGUAUUACACGCAACCGUGCAGCUGGAAACACACUGGAGCUGACAGUCAACUUUGAUGCCCAGGUCAUUUCCUUGUUCAAGGAAGUGCGCAACCUCAUUUGGCUUAACUUCCAAGUCCCGCACGCUGUUAAUAAUAUCUCCCGUGAGGCCAAGCGAGUUUAUCCUUACGCUAUUAGCUUGAUGGAGAGUGUUCGAACUUUGCUGCAAACCUACCGCACGAUUGUCUCGAUGUCUGAUGUUGCCAUUCUUCUCAACGGCUACGUGAACGAUUCUCAGGCUCUGAUCCAGAAAGGUGUCCCCCUUCGCUGGGAAUCAUUUAUUCAUUCCUAUGAGCUCCACGUUAAGCAAUCCGCGAUGGCCAAUGGAGCUGUCGAUACUUCUAUGCCAAACCGUACCGAAAGCAAACAUGUUCUUUUUGUUCGUGAGUUUGCCGGCUCGGCAUCCGUCCUCCAGUCUAAAACAGCUGUGUUAUCCUCUAUCAACGAGAACAUUCAGAAAUCGAUUCACGAACUUAAGACUUGUUCCUACGACUCAACUGCUUUCAAACAACGCUUGGAUGCCAUUCAGAUUGCCGUUGAUAAGCUCAAUCUUGAGAACUAUGUGAACUUGGGCUUCUGGGUCUCGGAGCUCAAUGGAAAAAUUGAAGCCAUUCUUCUUGAGCGUCUUCACCGUGCUAUUCGCGAGUGGAUUGCCAUUUUCCAAGAAUCUCGCCGUGAGCAAACAUUUGCUUUUUCGUCUGGCGAGCCGCAGUCGACGAUGUAUAACAUUGAAUUCAAAGAACUAUUCCAUGAAAUUUCCAUGAAGAACCAGGUCCUUCACCUUGACCCUCCUCUUCAGUGGGCGCGUGCAAGCUGGUUGUCUCAUUUUGACGCAUGGCUGGGAGUUAUCUGCAACCUGGAGAAGAUCAAAGCCACCCGCUACCAAAUUUCGAUUGAGGUACAGAACGUUAGCCUAUCGGAGGCAUGUUUUGCUGAUCUCCCACGGCACUGCAGCGAGGAGCUCAGUCAGGUUUACGCUGUGGUUGGAGCCAGACUCAAGGAUGUUUCCGAGUACGUCGACAAAUGGUUACAGUUCCAAUCCCUCUGGGACCUGCAGUCUGAACAGGUCUAUGAGAUCCUCGGGGAUGACCUGUCCCAGUGGCUCCAGCUUCUCCAGGAGAUUCGGAAGAGUCGUGCCACGUUUGAUACUUCUGAAGUUAGCCGGUCUUUCGGUAACAUCAGAAUCGAUUACGAGCAGGUUCAGACCAGAGUCAAUGCCAAGUAUGAUCAAUGGCAGCACGAAAUUCUCCAGAAGUUUGGUGCUAAACUUGGCGGUCGUAUGCGAGAAAUCCAUUCGGAAAUAGCCUCCGCUCGCCGAGACCUCGAGGGUCAGACCCUAGAAGCCUCUUCUACAGCUCAUGCUGUCUCCUUCAUUACAAUCGUGCAACAAUGUAAACGUAAGACUCGUGUCUGGGAACCUGAGGUUGAUCUCUUUCGUCAGGGCCAAACCACCCUUUCCCGCCAACGCUAUCAAUUUCCCAAUGACUGGCUUCAUGUUGAAAAUGUCGAUGGCGAAUGGGCGGCCCUGAAUGAGCUGCUCGCCCGCAAGAGCAAGAUUGUGCACGACCAAACCGAGGGGUUACGUGCAAAGAUCACCGCCGAGGACCGUGUCAUCAAUGGCAAGAUCACCGAAGUUAUUUCCCAGUGGAAUGAUGAGAAGCCCGUUUCUGGCACUAUUCCCCCAGAUGAAGCAUCUCGCAUGCUGAGCUCUUUCCAGUCUCGUCUCGAAUCCCUCCAAUCUGAAUUCGAGAUGGUCUCUAAAGCUAAGGAGGCCCUUGAUCUUCCUGCUAGUUCCGAGUCUUCUCUGCCCGCCAUACUCGAAGAAGUCCAAGACUUCAUGUCUGUUUGGGCUGCGUUAUCUACAAUCUGGAAGAGUCUAAACGACCUGCGUGAUGGUUUGUGGACCAGCGUGCAACCCAGAAAGCUCAGACAAGCACUCGAUGGUUUGAUCAAGAUGACAAAGGAAAUGCCGAGUCGAAUGAGACAAUACGCUGCGUUUGAGCACAUCCAAAACGUUUUGCGACAGCUUCUCAAAGUCAACUCUCUCCUUUCCGAUAUGAAGUCAGAGGCUGUCAAGGAACGUCACUGGCAAAAGAUUUACAAGUCUCUCAAGCCUGGGAAGAGAUUCUCCCUCAUCUCACUCACUCUGGGUGAUGUCUGGGAUUUACAACUUGUGGCCAGCGAAAAUGUUAUUCGCGACAUCAUCGCUCAGGCUCAGGGUGAGAUGGCACUGGAGGAGUUCUUGAAGUCAGUUCGUGAAACCUGGCAGAACUACUCGCUGGAUCUAGUCAACUACCAGAACAAGUGCCGUCUUAUCCGUGGCUUUGAUGAUCUGUUUGCUAAAUGUAGUGAAAACUUGAACUCACUCCAAGCCAUGAGGCAUUCCCCAUACUACAAGGAGUUUGAGGAAGAAGCUACGGCAUGGGAGGACAAACUGAACCGUGUGCAUGUCUUGUUCGAUGUUUGGAUCGAUGUCCAGAGACAAUGGGUCUAUCUAGAGGGUGUAUUUACGGGGAAUGCUGACAUCAAACACCUUCUUCCUCUAGAAUCGAGCCGCUUCCAGAAUAUCAAUUCGGAGUUCUUUGCUGUUAUGAAAAAGGUCUACAAAUCUCCGUUUGUUUUGGACGUUCUUGCUAUCAAUGGCGUUCAAAAAUCCUUGGAAAGAUUGGCCGAACUACUCAACAAGAUCCAGAAGGCUCUUGGCGAAUACCUCGAGCGCGAGCGUGUUUCCUUCCCUCGCUUCUAUUUUGUUGGUGACGAGGACUUGUUGGAGAUUAUCGGCAACAGCAAUGAUAUCUUCCGAGUCGCCAAACACUUCAAGAAGAUGUUCGCCGGUCUAUCAGGCCUUUUGAUGGACGAUGACAACAACAUUGUUGGCUUUACUUCCAAGGAGGGAGAAGAAGUCCGACUGAAACGGGAGGUCAAUCUUGUCAAGACUCCUCGAAUCAACGAUUGGCUCUCGGCUUUGGAGAACAAUAUGAAAUUGACACUAGCAGAGCUACUUGCCGAAGCUAUUGAGCAGUUUGACACUCUCUACAACAAUACCGAGGUGGAUCGCACUGCAUUCAGUGACUUCCUAGCAAAUUAUCCUGCUCAGAUCGUUGUCUUGGCCAGCCAAGUGGUAUGGACCAAUGCAGUGCAGAAGUCCCUGGAAGAUGGCGGUAGCAAUCUUCAGUCGUUGUAUGACUCUGAAGUCAGGAUACUCGAAUUGCUCGCUGCCACUGUGCUCGGAGAGCUCGAUGCUAUUACCCGCAAGAAGUGCGAGCACAUGAUUACGGAGUUUGUGCAUCAACGCGAUACCAUCUCCAAGCUCAUCCAGUUCAAUGCCACCACUCCAACUCAUCACCUGUGGCUACUGCAAAUGCGUUAUGUAUACCUACCCGAGGGAGACUUUUUACAGCGCCUUUAUGUUCAUAUGGCCAAUGCGAAGCUUAACUAUGGUUUCGAAUAUCUGGGCGUGCCCGAGCGCCUGGUUCGUACGCCUCUUACGGAUCGUUGUUUCCUCACUCUCACUCAAGCUCUAUGUCAGCGACUUGGUGGUUCUCCUUAUGGUCCUGCAGGUACCGGAAAGACCGAAUCAGUCAAGGCACUGGGUCUUCAGCUUGGCCGUUUCACCUUGGUAUUCUGCUGCGAUGACACUUUCGACUUCCAAGCUAUGGGUCGUAUUUUCCUCGGCAUCUGCCAAGUCGGUGCCUGGGGUUGCUUUGACGAGUUCAAUCGUCUCGAGGAAAGAAUCUUGUCUGCAGUUUCUCAGCAGAUUCAAAAUAUCCAGAUCGGUCUGCGCAAGGGCGAAGAGGACGACAAAUCUCAGAUUGAGUUGGUCGGUCGGCGGUUGGCCGUCAAUUCAAACACUGGCAUCUUCAUAACCAUGAAUCCUGGUUAUGCCGGUCGUUCAAACUUGCCAGACAACCUGAAGAAGCUGUUCCGCAGUGUUGCCAUGUCCAAACCCGACAAGGAGCUUAUUACCGAAGUCAUGCUUUUCUCUCAAGGUUUCAAGCAAGCCAAACCUUUGUCGAAGCAAACUGUGCCUUUCUUCGAUCACUGUGCCUCUCAACUAUCUAAGCAAGCGCAUUAUGACUUUGGCCUUCGUGCCUUGAAAAGUGUACUUGUCAGUUCUGGAGGCCUCAAGCGCGCCCGCCUUGCCAACUCCAAUGGAGAUCUCGGCCCAGACGAGAUCAUUGAGCCACAGAUCAUCGUCCAAAGCUUGCGAGAGACAAUCGCCCCCAAGUUGGUCAAGGAGGAUGUUAGCCGAAUGCUGGAAAUCCAAUUGCAAGACUUCCCUGGCGUCGAGUAUGUCCCCGCCAACUAUGAGAAGCUUACUCAGGCUAUUCGGGAUAUUGCCCAUGAGCAACACUUUGUGGACAGCGAUAUGUGGAUUACCAAAGCUCUUCAACUGUAUCAGAUCCAGAGUAUUCAUCAUGGUGUCAUGAUGGUUGGUAAAUCCGGAUCUGGAAAGUCUUCUGCUUGGAAGAUAUUGCUUCAAGCCAUGCAGCGCAUUGAGGGUGUCGAAGGCGUCUCUCACAUUAUUGACUCCAAAGUCAUGUCCAAAGAAGCUCUCUACGGCAAUCUGGACAACACUACUCGUGAAUGGACCGAUGGUCUUUUCACUGGUAUUCUGCGUAAGAUUGUCGACAACCUUCGUGGAGAAGACAGCAAGCGCCACUGGAUUGUGUUCGAUGGUGAUGUCGAUCCUGAGUGGGUUGAGAACUUGAACAGUGUUCUAGAUGACAAUAAGCUCCUGACUCUGCCUAAUGGAGAGCGUCUUAAUCUUCCUCCAAAUGUCCGCAUCAUGUUUGAAGUCGAGACUCUGAAGUACGCAACGCUUGCCACCGUCAGUCGUUGCGGUAUGGUGUGGUUUAAUGCCGAUACUGUUACUCCUUCUAUGAUGAUCAACAACUAUGUUGAAGGCCUUAAGACCCAGACAUUCGAAGAUUUAGACGAUGAUAGCGCUCCUGCUGGAUCGGCUGUGGUCAAGACUCAAGAUACUCAGGACAUGCUUUCCACCGUCCUCAAGCAGCACUUGGAGACCGACGACCUUGUUCUCAAAGCUCUUGACGAGGCCAAAAAUUACAACCACAUCAUGGAUUUCACGGACAUCCGUGCUCUCAACACCUUGUUCAGCCUGCUCAAUAAAGCUUGCCGUAAUGUGUUGGAAUAUAAUAUCCAACAUGUUGACUUCCCUCUUGACUCGGAGCAAAUUGAAUCGUAUAUCUCCAAAAAGCUUCUGCUAACGUUGGUCUGGUCUUUCACUGGCGAUUGCCCGCUUACUGACCGCAAGGCAUUUGGCCAAUUUGUGACUGGCAUGACAACGAUUGAUCUUCCACCAGAGGGCGACUCGUCUCUCAUCGACUAUGAUGUUACUCUGCCUAAAUCUGAAUGGGUUAGCUGGCAAUCGCAGGUCCCGACAAUUGACAUCAAUACACACUCUAUUACUCAAACCGAUGUGAUUAUUCCUACCGUGGAUACUGUUCGACACGAAGACGUGCUGUACUCCUGGCUGGCUGAGCACAAGCCGCUCCUACUUUGCGGUCCUCCUGGAUCUGGUAAAACCAUGACAUUGUUUGCUGCCCUGAGGAAACUGCCAAAUAUGGAGGUCGUCGGUCUCAAUUUUUCCAGUGCUACUACUCCGGAUCUUUUGAUCAAGACAUUUGAGCAGUACUGCGAAUACAAGAAGACCCUCAAUGGUGUCGUUAUGUCUCCUAACCAGAUUGGUCGUUGGCUUGUCAUCUUCUGUGAUGAAAUCAAUCUUCCCGCCCCCGAUCGCUACGGAACACAGAGAGCAAUCUCAUUCUUGCGUCAGCUUGUCGAGCAGAAUGGUUUCUGGCGGACCUCUGACAAGACCUGGGUCACUCUUGAUCGCAUUCAAUUUGUUGGCGCCUGUAAUCCUCCAACGGAUGCCGGUCGAACGCCCAUGGCCGAGAGAUUUUUGCGUCAUGCUCCUCUUAUCAUGGUUGACUACCCCGGCGAGAUCUCUCUCAACCAGAUCUAUGGUACCUUUAACUCUGCGGUUCUCAAGAUUCUGCCACUGCUUCGUGGAUACUCAGAAGCUCUUACCAAGGCUAUGGUUCAAUUCUAUCUUGAAUCUCAAUCAAGAUUCACGCCUAAGAUUCAGCCACACUAUGUCUAUUCUCCCCGUGAGCUUACUCGCUGGGUUCGUGGCCUCUAUGAGGCUAUCAAGCCCCUUGAGACCUUGUCCAUUGAGGGUCUUGUCCGAAUUUGGGCACACGAGGCUCUGCGUCUAUUCCAGGAUCGUCUGGUUGCUGAAGAUGAGAGGGCUUGGACAGCUGAUGCUGUUCGCCGCAUUGCGCUCGAGCAUUUCCCAAAUAUUGAUGAUCAAGAGGCUUUGAAGGGCCCAAUCCUGUUCUCCAACUGGUUGUCCAAAAACUAUGUGCCAGUUGAACAGGAACAUCUCCGCGAAUUCGUGAAAGCACGUCUGAAGACUUUCUGCGAAGAAGAAGUCGACGUCCCUCUUGUGCUGUUCAAUGAUGUCCUCGAGCACGCCUUGCGCAUUGACCGAGUAUUCCGCCAACCUCAAGGCCAUUUGAUCCUUAUUGGUGUGAGUGGCAGUGGAAAGACUACUCUCUCUCGCUUUGUCGCUUGGAUGAAUGGUUUGAAGGUCUUCCAAAUCAAAGUGCACGGCAAAUACUCAUCCGAAGACUUUGACGAUGAUCUACGGAGUGUCCUUCGUCGUGCUGGCUGCAAGGGUGAGAAGAUUUGCUUUAUCAUGGACGAGGCCAAUGUUCUUGACUCAGGGUUCUUGGAGCGGAUGAACACGCUACUCGCCAACGCUGAAGUGCCUGGUCUCUUCGAGGGUGAUGAAUUCUCUUCGUUGAUGACUGCUUGUAAAGAAGGUGCGCAGCGUCAAGGUCUGCUGCUGGACUCUCAAGAAGAACUCUACAAGUGGUUCACACAGCAAAUCGUCAAGAACCUGCACGUUGUGUUUACCAUGAACCCACCUGAGGAGGGCCUGUCUUCAAAGGCCGCAACCAGUCCUGCUCUCUUCAAUCGUUGUGUUCUCAAUUGGAUGGGUGACUGGUCUGAUCAAGCCCUUUUCCAGGUUGGCUCAGAGCUCACUCAAUCGGUGGAUCUCGACAAGUCGAACUUUGUGUCUCCUGAUAGCAUUCCGGUUGCUUACCGCGAGUUGACGUUGCCGGCGACUCACAGAGACACUGUCAUCAAUUCUAUGGUUUACAUUCACCAUUCUCUUCACCGAUUCAACCAACGCUUGCAGAAGCAACAAGGCCGAGCUACAUUCCUUACUCCUCGCCACUACCUAGACUUUGUCGCUCAAUAUGUCAAACUGUUCAAUGAAAAGCGCGAAGAUCUUGAGGAGCAACAACGCCAUUUGAAUGUUGGUCUCGAGAAGCUCCGUGACACUGUCGAUAAAGUCAGUGAUCUUCGGGCUAGCCUGGCUCAGAAGAAGACACAGUUGGAGAAAAAGGACACCGAAGCCAAUGAGAAGCUGCAGCGCAUGGUUGCCGAUCAACAAGAGGCAGAACAGCGGAAACAGGUCUCCCUGGAGGUCCAGGCUGCUUUGGAGAAGCAAGAGAAGGAAGUCGCAACGCGUAAGGAGGUGGUCCUGAAUGAUUUGGCGCGGGCUGAGCCUGCAGUGUUGGAAGCCCAGAAAAGUGUCAGCAACAUCAAACGUCAGCAUCUUACCGAGGUCCGUUCAAUGGGCAACCCUCCAGCUAGUGUCCGACUUGCUUUGGAAGCCGUUUGCACACUUCUUGGUCACAAGGUCGACAGCUGGAAGACAAUUCAGGGUAUUAUUCGCCGUGAGGACUUCAUCGCUAGUAUUGUGAACUACGACAAUGAGCGCCAUAUGACUCGCAACCACCGUGUCAAGAUGCAGAACGAGUUCCUAUCGAAGGAAGACUUUACCUAUGAGCGUGUGAACCGCGCUAGUAAAGCAUGUGGUCCCUUGGUCCAGUGGGUCGAGGCCCAAGUCAACUACUCCGAAAUUCUGGAUCGCGUUGGACCCCUGCGUGAGGAAGUUGAUCAGCUCGAAGAGCAAGCCUUGCAAACCAAGGCCGAGGCCCAGGCCAUCGAGAACACCAUUCAAGGCCUGGAAAGCAGUAUUGCCACAUACAAAGCCGAAUACGCCGCUCUUAUCAGCGAAACCCAAGCCAUUAAGACUGAGAUGUCCCGUGUCCAAUUCAAGGUUGAUCGCAGUGUACGUUUGCUCGAUAGUUUGGCGUCCGAGCGCGAGCGUUGGGAGGAGGGCAGCAAGUCUUUCGAAACCCAGAUCAGCACCCUGGUUGGCGAUGUUCUAAUUGCGGCCGCAUUCCUUGCUUAUGCUGGUUUGUAUGAUCAACAAUUCCGUAAGGCGAUGGUUGAUGACUGGGUGCACCAGCUGGCUCAGUCUGGUAUCACCUUCAAACCACACAAUCCCAUCACGGAAUAUCUGUCCAAUGCCGAUGAACGCCUGACCUGGCAAGGAAAUUCUCUACCUGUUGACGAUCUCUGCACGGAGAACGCUAUCAUUUUGAAGCGAUUUAACAGAUAUCCCCUCAUCGUUGACCCAUCUGGCCGGGUGACGGAAUUCCUUCAAAAAGAGAGCAAAGAUAGAAAGCUUACUGUCACCAGCUUUUUAGACGACUCAUUUGUCAAGCAGCUUGAAAGUGCCUUGCGGUUCGGCAAUCCCAUCCUUAUUCAGGACGCAGAGCACCUAGACCCCAUUCUCAACCAUGUGCUCAACAAGGAAUACCAAAAGACGGGCGGGCGUGUUCUGAUCCAACUUGGAAAGCAAGAAAUUGACUUCUCGCCGUCAUUCAAGCUUUUCUUAUCAACAAGAGAUCCUUCUGCCUCCUUCCCUCCGGACAUUUGCAGUCGAACGACGUUUGUCAACUUUACAGUUACUCAGAGCAGUUUACAAACUCAGUCGCUGAAUGAUGUUCUGAAGUUCGAGCGUCCAGAUGUUGAUGAACGUCGUAACAACUUGGUCAAGAUGCAAGGAGAAUUCAAGGUUCACCUUCGGCAGCUUGAGAAGCGUCUCUUGCAGGCGCUGAACGAGUCUCGUGGCAACAUUCUUGACGAUGAUAAUGUCAUUGAAACUCUAGAGACUCUCAAGAAGGAAGCUGCUGAAAUCUCCAAAAAGAUGUCCGAGACUGAAGGCGUUAUGUCAGAGGUGGAGAGCAUUACACGCCAGUACAGCAUCAUUGCCCGAGCCUGCAGUGCUGUUUUCGCGGUCCUGGAGCAGCUUCACCACAUGAACCAUUUCUAUCAAUUCUCCCUGCAGUACUUUGUUGAUAUCUUCAAUUCGGUUCUUUAUCAGAAUAAGCGACUUGCCCAAGAAAAGGAUCAUUCUAGCCGGGUACAGAUCAUCAUUCGAGACCUAUUUAUCACAACCUAUCAACGAACCUCGCUAGGUCUCGUUCAGAAGGACCGCAUAACCUUAGCGAUCCUUUUGGCUCAAGCCACCCCAUUCCCAAUGGAUAGAGCUAUUCUGGAUCGUAUUUUGGACCAGUCUGUUGAAGACGCCGAUCUGUCGAGCACUGGAGAUGCCCGCGAGCAAGUGACGAACAGACUUCUUAAUAUGUCGCUUUUCAAGGACUAUGUCCCGAAUAUCUCCGAGGACCAGUGGGAUCGCUUCUUUGGUGAGGAGCUUGCUGAAAAUGUCGUUCCCAUCGUCUGGGAUGAGAAUACCUCUAAGCUGGAUCAGCUACUUCGGUCCCUGCUCCUCAUCAAGCUCUGCCGCAUGGAUCGAUUUGUACCAACUGCUGAGCGCUUCAUCGAAGCUGUCUUCGGCCGUGAACUCUUUGAAGGCAGCAGUGAUCUUAAGGACGUGGUUGACCAGGUCACAGCCACCACUCCGAUUGCCCUUAGCUCCAGCCCAGGCUUCGACGCCAGUUACAAGGUCGAUGCGUUGGUGGAGCGCACCCACGCAACUUGUGCCAAUAUUGCAAUGGGUUCGAACGAAGGUCUCGAGAGCGCCGACAAGGCCAUCAGCAACGCGGCUGCGUCUGGUAACUGGGUGCUGGUCAAGAACGUUCAUCUGGCACCUUCGUGGCUUCAGAGCUUGGAAAAGAGACUAGAUUCCCUCAAGCCUCACAAGGAAUUCCGACUCUUCUUGUCUAUGGAGUCUAGCCCCAAGAUUCCGGUCAACUUGAUUCGCGCUUCCCGAGUGUUGAUGUUCGAGCAGCCUGCCGGUGUUCGUGCCAAUAUGAAGGACUCCCUGUCCUCGUUAAGCAAUCGUGCAAGCAGGGCUCCUGUCGAAAAGGCUCGCGUGUACCUCCUCCUUUGCUUCCUUCACGCCGUGGUGCAGGAGCGCCUGCGCUAUGCCCCCAGCUUGGGAUGGAAGGGCUUCUGGGAAUUUAACGACAGCGAUUACGAAUGCUCGGCGUUCAUAAUCGACUACUGGGUUGACACUGUCGCCCAAGGUAGGUCCAAUGUGGCUCCGCAAAAGCUUCCUUGGGACAUGAUUCGCACCCUUAUUGCCGAGAUGUACGGCGGCAAGAUCGACGAUGCUGCCGACUUCCAGCAGCUGGAGGGUCUUGUGAAUAAAUUUAUCACCCCCGCCGCUUUUGAGGACGAUUACAAGCUUGUCUCUGGUGUUGAGAAGGACAACCUCUUGACGCUUCCCACUAGCACUAGUACUCGCGACUUCAUCAGCUGGGUCAACAACCUUCCCGAGCGUGAGCCGCCCACUUACCUGGGUCUUCCAGCCAAUGCCGAGAAGUUGCUGCUGGUUGGCCAUGGACGCAAGAUGAUCUCCGACUUGUCCCGUGUGACAACCCUUUUGGAUGAAGGCGAGCAGCUGAUGGUGGAUAACUAA
Messenger RNA from Penicillium macrosclerotiorum, 13083 nucleotides. RefSeq lists its product as uncharacterized. Gene Ontology annotation, molecular function: dynein light intermediate chain binding; minus-end-directed microtubule motor activity; ATP binding. The record is from RefSeq and is a predicted model, not a curated record. Gene Ontology annotation, biological process: microtubule-based movement. Bases 1 to 13083 code for a protein of 4360 amino acids. Lineage: Eukaryota; Fungi; Ascomycota; Eurotiomycetes; Eurotiales; Aspergillaceae. The transcript has 2 exons. Gene Ontology annotation, cellular component: dynein complex.